Messenger RNA from Suncus etruscus (white-toothed pygmy shrew), 5722 nucleotides. It is a transcript of the gene SCN7A, whose product is annotated as sodium voltage-gated channel alpha subunit 7. Gene Ontology annotation, biological process: sodium ion transmembrane transport; neuronal action potential; membrane depolarization during action potential. Gene Ontology annotation, molecular function: voltage-gated sodium channel activity. The coding region runs from base 327 to 5390 and encodes 1687 amino acids. The transcript has 25 exons. The record is from RefSeq and is a predicted model, not a curated record. NCBI's taxonomy places the organism in Eukaryota, Metazoa, Chordata, Mammalia, Eulipotyphla, Soricidae. Gene Ontology annotation, cellular component: plasma membrane; voltage-gated sodium channel complex; axon.
ACCGGAGAGGGGGUGAAGAGGGAAGCUCACAAAAACAACUUGCAAGCAGCGGGCGCGGCUCCACUGCGCAUCUGGCAAGAAGGGGUCUCCCGGUCAGUGUCCGGGCAGCCUCCCAUGGCCACGGUUUCUAGAAGGCAAGACAGUGGGGUGCGUUUUUUUGCCUAGCCGCCCUGCUUUGGGUGGGAUUAACUGGUGAAGACACACACCAGCCUAGCAACACCUCCUAAGCAACCAGAGAGAUCUGCAAAGAAAGAAGCUCAGGAAGAGAAAAGGUCUCCAAGGAGCCCUGUUUCUCAGGGUUCUUGCAGGGGCUGGAGACCCUUCCCAUGAUGGCAAGUAGUGCGAAGUUAGAAAUGUCUUCACCAGAAUCCAAGGAUCUUGUGCCCUUUACUAGAGAGUCUCUUGAACAGAUUAAACAGCAUAUUGCUAAAAAACAUGGUGAGGAACACAAAGAAGAUUUAAAGCCAAAUGAUAAUUUGAAAGUUGGAAAAGAGCUUCCAUUGGUUUAUGGAACUCUUCUUCAAGAAAUGGUAUCUGAGCCCUUGGAAGAUGUGGAUCCAUACUACAAGGAUAAAAAGAUUUUUAUGAUUUUGAAUAAAAACAGAACAAUCUUCAGAUUCAAUGCCUCCUGGUGUACAUUGUCUCCUUUCAGUCCAAUUAGAAGAACAGCUAUUAAGAUAUUGGUACAUCCCUUAUUUCGACUGUUCAUUUUAAUUAGUGUCCUGAUCGACUGCACAUUUAUGACUAUGACUGGCGGGCCAGAAUGGCUACUAACAUUACACAAAACUUUGCUUGGAAUUUACGUUUUUGAAAUAAUUAUAAAAAUUGCAGCAAGAGGCAUCGGGCUAGGAUCUUUCUAUUUCUUUGGUGAUCCAUGGACCUGGCUUGAUUUCAUCAUAACUUUGAUUGAAAUAGGAACAUAUGCAUCUCAUGGAUUCUUUUCAGUAUUCAUAGUGAUGAGAAAUUUGAGAAUUUUGAAAAUCAUUCCCUUAAACCAAGGUAUUAGAUCUUUUGUAGAGAUCCUGAAUAAAUGUGUGAGGAAUCUUAGAGCUGUCAUUAUCCUAAAUCUGCUUUUUCUGCACAUAUUUUCUAUAAUUGGGAUGGAUUUCUUCAUGGGUCAGCUUAGGCAUAAAUGUUUGCGGUGGCCUCAAGAAAAUGAAACUGAAAGCCUACACAACAAAACUGGAAGCCUAUAUCGUAUUCGAGUAACAGAAAGCUUUUAUUAUUUGGAAGGAGAAACAUCUGCCCUCCUUUGUGGUAACACUUCAGAUGCUGGUCGGUGUCCUGAGGGAUUUGUGUGUGUUCGAGCAGGCGAUAAUCCUGAUUAUGGAUACACAAAUUUUGACAAUUUUUUCUGGGCCUUCCUUGCCAUCUUUCGUUUAAUGACACAAGAUUAUCCUGAAGCACUUUAUCAUCAGGUACUUUAUGCUUCAGGAAAAUCCAACAUGGUAUUUUUUAUUGUGGUAAGUUUUUGGUUUGCUUUUUAUUUGGCAAGUUUGUACUUGGGCAUAAUUGCUAAGACAUGUAAAGAAGAAAUGGAGAAAACUGCUGAAAGCGCUAAGAUGGUUGGAGCAAAAUUUCAUCAGACCUUAAAAGAUCAUCAAGAAGAAAACGAAGGCUCUGAGACCAAGAGCACACAAAUAGAAAUGAAGAACAGAUCUUCAGCUUCUGUGGUCACUACUUUGGAUAUGAGUAGUGUGGAUGAUGCUACUCUUCAACAUGAAGGGGAAAUCAAAAAAUCCAGAAAGGGAUGCCCAUUGUAUUGGUAUAAGUUUGCCAAAACAUUUUUGAUCUGGGACUGUUCUCCCUGUUGGAUAAAAUUAAAAAAGUUUACCCAUAAGAUUAUAAUGAACCCAUUUACUGAUCUUUUUCUUGCCAUAUGCAUAAUUGUAAACAUAUAUUUUUUGGCUUUGGAACAGUAUCCAAUGAGUGAUGAAAUCAACAAUAUUCUAAGUAUUGAAAACCUGAUUUUUCUUGGAAUUAUAACAGCAGAAAUGAUUUUUAAAAUAAUUGCUAUGCAUCCAUAUGGAUACUUUCAAGUACGCUGGAACAUUUUUGAUUGCCUGGUCGUGUUCAUUGGUUUAGCAGACCUUUUUCUAGCCAUUAAUUCUGGUUUGCCUAUUUUUCUAAUAUUAAGGCUGUUGCAAAUUUUCAAGGUGGGAAAAUAUUGGCCGACAUUUCAGCUUUUGAUGCGCACUCUUAAGAAGUCAUUGAUGGCCUUGAAAGACUUGAUCCUUCUAUUGUUUGUGUUCAUGUUCUUUUCUGCUGUUAUUGGCCUGAAGUUCUUUGGUUCUAGUAACCAAAGUUCUAGCUGCAACAUAAAUAUAGACUGCCAACACCCACGCUGGCACAUGAAUGAUUUUUUGCACUCCUUCAUGAAUGUGUUCCGGAUUCUUUGUGGAGAGUGGAUAGAAACUUUAUGGGACUGCUUUAAUUUUGUAAACAUACCGUUUUGCCUUUCUUAUUACAUGAUGAUAAUUUUAAUUGGAAACUUAUUGCUAUUUUACCUGUUUAUGGCGUUGGUGAUCUCAUUUACCUCAUAUAAGGCUGCUGCAACUGAAGUCAAUGAUGAAACAAAAAAUCUCCAACUUGCAAUGGCCAAGAUUAAGAAAAGAAUAAACUAUGUGCUGUCUAAAUUAUUAUGCAAGAAUCAAAAUCCAUCAAAGAAGGCAAUGGACAAUGUAAAUGAAGUGUAUGUUAAGGAGAAUAUUUCUGGUCAUACCCUUUCUGAAUUGAGCAACGCCCCAUCUUUCCUCAAAGAUAAGGAUAAAGGCAGUGACACAGAGAAAAACACCAUGUCUCAAAAUGAGAGUCAAUCACUUAUUCCCAGUCCUAGUGUCUCAGAAACUGUACCAAUUGCUUCAGGAGAAUCUGAUAUAGAAAAUCUGGAUAAUAAGGAGGUUCAGAGCAAGUCAGGUGAUGGAAGCAGCAAAGAGAAGAUAAAACUAACCAGCUCAUCUGAAUGCAGUACAGUUGAUAUUAUUCUCUCUGAAGAUGAAGAAAUGCUCAAUGAACAUGAAUUAGCAAAGCGUCUUAAAAGUUAUGGACAGCAGUCUUCACCAGAUCAAAUCAAUAAAGACACCAAGAAAGGAAAAAUUUGGAAAAACAUAAGGAAAACCUGUUGCAAAAUAGUAGAAAAUAGUUUUUUUAAGUGGUUUAUUUGCUUUGUCACUUUGAUCAGCACAGGUACACUGGCUUUGGAAGAUAUUUAUAUUGACCAGAGAAAGACUAUCAAAAUCUUACUAGAAUAUGCUGACAUGAUCUUCACUUAUAUCUUUAUUUUGGAAAUGCUUCUGAAGUGGAUGGCAUAUGGAUUUAAAGCCUAUUUUAAAAAUGGCUGGUACAGACUAGACUUUUUGGUUGUCAUUGUAUUUUGUGUUACCUUAAUAGGCAAAACUCGAGAAGAUCUCAAACCACUUGUUUCUAUUAAAUUCCUUCGGGCACUCAGAGUUCUAUCUCAGUUUGAAGAAAUGAAGGUGGUUAUCAGAGCUUUGCUAAAAACAACUUUACCCAUUUUGAAUGUGUUUUUGUUCUGCCUAAUGAUUUGGCUGACUUUUAGUAUCAUGGGUGUAUACUUAUUUGCUGGCAAGUUUUAUAAAUGCAUAAACCCCAAAAAUGGGAAAAUAUAUCCUAUAUCUGAUGUCAUGAAUAAAAGUCAAUGUGAAAGCCUUAUGUUUAAUGAGACAAUGUCAUGGAAGAAUGCAAAACUGAACUUUGAUAAUGUUGGAAAUGGUUUUCUUUCACUGCUUCAAGUAGCAACAUUUAAUGGAUGGAUUGAUAUUAUGAAUUCAGCAAUUGAUUCCAGGGAUGAAGAAAUGCAGCCUUUCUUUGAAAAUAAUAUAUAUAUGUAUUAUUACUUUGUUAUCUUCAUUAUUAUUGGAUUAUUUCUCCCUCUGAGUAUGCUGACUGGUGCUAUUGUUGCUAAUUUCGAUAAGCUUAAGAUAAAGCAGGAAGAUUCACAAAUCUUUAUAACAGUAGGACAGAAAAAGCAAUACCGUUCAUUGAAGAAAUUGAUUCAUGAGGACUAUGAAAAACCAGUACCUCGUCCACGGAACAAAUUUCGAGGUUUGAUUUUUGACUUGGUAACAAGUCAAGCUUUUAACAUCAUUAUUAUGGUUCUUAUCUGUGUCUACACAAUAAUAUGUAUGACAGAAAGCUAUGAUCAGAGUAUAAAAAUGGAUACUGCUAUAAUGUGGAUUAACUUAAUUUUUAAUUUGUUAUACUUUGGGGAAUGUGUGCUGAAGAUCAUCGCUUUCCAAUCCUACUAUUUCACUAGUAGAUGGAAUAUUUUUGAUUUUAUGGUAGUCAUUCUCUCCUUCAUAGGUAUAUUUGCAGCAGAUGUAAUAGGUCUGUAUUUUGGAUUUUUGAAUCUGGCACUUUUGUCGAGGAUUCUCCACGUCCUGCGUCCCACAAGAGGACCAAAAGUUUUAAAUCAGCUUCUGCAUCCUUUGCUACUAUCUCUCCCUGCACUGUUGAACAUCAGUUUUCUCAUCUUUCUGGUCAUGUUUGUGUAUGCAAUUUUUGGAAUGUAUAAUUUUGCGUAUGUUAAAAAGGAAGCUGGAAUUAAUGAUGUGUCAAAUUUUGAGACUUUUGGCAGUAGUAUGCUCUGCCUUUUCCAAGUUACAAUAUUUGCUGGCUGGGAUGGGAUGCUCAAUGCAAUGUUUAACAGUAAUUGGUCUGACUGUGAUCCUGAUAAAAUAAAUCCCGGGACUCAAGUCAGAGGAGAUUGUGUGAACCCCUUGAUUGGGAUUAUUUAUUUUGUCAGUUACAUUCUCAUAUCAUGGUUGAUCAUUGUAAACAUGUACAUUGUUUUUGUUAUGGAGUUUUUAAAUAUUGAUUACAAAAAGAAGGCCAGAACAUUGAGUGAAGAUGAUUUUAGAAGAUUCUUUAAAGUAUGGAAGAGAUAUGAUCCUUAUAGGACCCAAUACAUAGACUCUAGCAAGCUUUCAGAUUUUGCAGCUGCUCUUGAUCCACCUCUCUCUAUAGAAAAACCAAACAAGGGCCAGCUGGUUGCCAUGGACCUUCCCAUGGCUGCUGGGGACAGAAUUCAUUGCCUUGAUAUCUUACUUGCUUUGACAAAGCGAGUCAUGGGUCAAGAUGGGAAAGUGGAAAAAGUUCUUUCAGAAAUAGAAUCAGAGUUUAUGUCAGCCAAUCCUUUUAAGAUCACAUAUGAGCCCAUUACAACUACUCUGAAACGAAAACAAGAGGCAGUUUCAGCAACUAUAAUUCAACGUGCUUAUAAAAGUUACCGUCUGAGACAAAAUGACAAAAAUGCAUCAGGUAUAUCAGGUAUUCAUAUGAUAGAUGAUGACAGGAAAGUCCAAACUACCAAGGAUGAUGCUUGUUUGGACAACAUUGAGGAAAAUGCAGCUAUUCAAAGUCAGAUUUAAUUGCAUUUAACCUUUACUAUCUUCAGAUCUCCCUUAAAUGUUAAAAGUAUAAAUAAGAAAUAAAAGCAAGAUGAGAGCAACUAAAGAUUUUAGUAAAGAGCAUUGCAACUCAUGAAAGUUGAACUUAUUUAUAAGUCUCCAUGUCAAAUUUAUGUUUUGUUCUUUUAUACGUAGUCAAAACAAAACAUACUCCUAUCAAAAUAACUUCUUAAUUUCUUCAGUGAGUCAGAGUGAGUUAAAAUUGCUUGUGGAUAACGCAAUUCUUGCUUUUCUGACCUAGAUAGGUUGUGUCUUUUCUGAAGCAUGGCACAGUUGGAUGUGUAAAAAAGGCU